GUGGCGGCGCUGCUGCGCGGUCGGGUGACGCAGAGCAAGAAACAUCCAAGAUGGCGACGCUGGUGGCGAACCUGGCUCGGGCCCGAGUCCUUCUGGCCAGAAACAUCGCAGAGAGAGGCCUCCCCGCCGCUCGCCAGGCCGUCCCCGUGCGCACCAAGAUCACCAACGCCGCCGGGGCGCUGCUACCGGAGCCCUACAACAUCCGCUUCGGGCUGGCUAAGGUGCUGCUUGUCUCCACCCCUUUCCUGUACCUCGGAGCAUGGAUCAGUAAAGAAGGAGCAGAGUUCCUGGAAGAGAACGACAUUUUUGUGCCAGACGAUGAUGAUGAUGACUAGAGACAAAAGAGCAGCUGGUUUCUGCAAGCUAAGGUAGAACCUCAAGGGCUUUCAGAACUGCCAUCAUCAGUUGCCAUGGAAACCGCUGCAUCCACCAAUCACCUUUCUGCUUCCUGUUGUCAUGGCAACUGCUGCACUGAAGUGAAUCUGCUGUGACAGAAUAUUAUGCUACUUGUACAAUAAUGCAGCAAGCAAUAGUAUUUGAUAAUGAAAGUACAUAGACAACUAUCAGUAACAUAUGGACUCUGCAUGUUGGAAAAGAGUUUGUUCUACAGUCUUUAAUGUGUUUGUAUCUAUCAGAGCGGAGAAGUGUAGAGUAGGUUUUAAUGUGAUGUUUUAACUGGUUAGUUUUAGAUUUUUAAGGGGUGGAGUUAGUGAAGUUUGUCACCUGUAAUAUCACACUUUAGGCC
Branchiostoma floridae (Florida lancelet) is the source of this 745-nucleotide messenger RNA. RefSeq names its product essential MCU regulator, mitochondrial-like. Gene Ontology annotation, cellular component: uniplex complex; mitochondrial inner membrane. Lineage: Eukaryota; Metazoa; Chordata; Leptocardii; Amphioxiformes; Branchiostomatidae. Bases 51 to 335 code for a protein of 94 amino acids. The record is from RefSeq and is a predicted model, not a curated record. The transcript has 3 exons. Gene Ontology annotation, biological process: mitochondrial calcium ion homeostasis; calcium import into the mitochondrion.